UAUGCCAACUCAGUGGCAAUGAGGUAAAAUGUAAUUGCAGAAAACCCUCUCAGAGUUGAAAAUUAUUGGAGUUGGAAAAUACUUUGGAGUUCAUAAGUUCAACCCAAGAGCAUGCUUCUAAGUAUUUAAUAACCAUCCCUCCAGGGGAGGGAGAAAAGCCCUGAUUUAUAGUGCUGGCCUAUUUAUGUGGUGUAAACACUCCCACUAUGGUAAAUUUCAAGCUGCUAAGAUGAGGCCACGGGAUGUGCUUUGGGAAGAGAUGCACAUGAUAGGCUGUCAUGAGCCUGUGCCAGAGGGCUCCAGCACAUGACUAGUUCAACACUAUAAUUUCGCAAAUAAGAAAGUGUCCAAAGCAAAAGGAAAUGGCUCAUACUAUAAGUAUUUUGUUGCACUGCCACUACUAAAACUCAGGUUCUUCCUCAUGCUGCACCUCAGUAUUGUGAAUGCAUUAUGAAGAAAGGACCAUGAUUGAUUAUUGAUUGAUUGGUAGGCCCACAUUGCUCCCCUAGCCUGGUUAAGCAUUCCUGUUUAAGAACCCCCAUAGACCUUUCAACAAUGAGUUUAAACUGUGAUUUGUGUAUCUACUACCUCUAAUAGUCAGAAAUCUCACCAACCUUUUAGAUUUAUUUCUUCCAUUUUUGUGUUUUCAGCACUCUGCACAAUAUCUAGAACAUAGUAGAUGCUCAAAAGCAUUUAUCAAGGACAUAAACAAACAAUAGUAAUAGAGAACACUUAUUGGCCUGCUGUGUACUGAGCUUACUUGCUUGCAUGCAUUAACUCAAGGAAUCCUCAGAAUAACCAUCACAAGUGAGAUAAACUUCUCAUCAUGAAGGCCCGUGCUGGGCUUGCACCUGGCAUCCUUGUGCUUUUGUUUAUCUUGGUGCAGAAGAGUGAUGGGGAGUGCAAGGAGGCACUAGUAAAAUCUGAGAUGAACGUGGACAUGAAGUAUCAGCUUCCUAACUUCAACGCAGAAACACCCAUCCAGAAUGUCGUUUUACACAAGCAUCACAUUUACCUCGGUGCCACUAAUUACAUUUAUGUUUUAAAUGACAAAGACCUUCAGAAGGUUUCUGAGUACAAGACUGGGCCUAUGCUGGAACACCCAGAUUGCUUCCCAUGUCAGAACUGCAGCCACAAAGCCAAUUUUUCGGGUGGUGUUUGGAAAGAUAAUAUCAACAUGGCUCUGCUUGUUGACACAUACUAUGAUGAUCAACUCAUUAGCUGUGGAAGUGUUUGGAGAGGGGCCUGCCAGCGACACAUCCUUCCUCACUAUAAUACUGCUGACAUACAGUCAAAAGUACAUUGUAUGUACUCCCCACAGUCAGAUGAAGAGCCCAGCCAGUGUCCUGACUGUGUAGUGAGUGCCCUGGGAACCAAGGUGUUGAUGUCUGAAAAGCACCGGUUCAUCAACUUCUUUGUGGGCAAUACCAUAAAUUCUUCUUACCUUCCAGAUUAUUCAGUACAUUCGAUAUCAGUGAGAAGACUAAAGGAAACACAAGAUGGUUUUAAGUUUUUGACAGAUCAGUCCUAUAUUGAUGUUUUACCUGAGUUCCAAGAUUCUUACCCUAUUAAGUAUGUUCAUGCCUUUGAAAGCAACCAUUUUAUUUACUUCUUGACAGUCCAACGAGAAACUCUUGAUGCUCAGACUUUUCACACAAGAAUAAUCAGGUUCUGUUCUAUAGACUCUGGAUUGCAUUCUUACAUGGAAAUGCCUCUGGAGUGUAUUCUCACAGAAAAGAGAAGAAAGAGAUCCCCAAGGGAGGAAGUGUUUAAUAUUCUCCAAGCUGCAUAUGUCAGUAAGCCUGGGGCCCAUCUCGCUAGGCAGAUAGGUGCCAACCUGAAUGAUGACAUUCUCUAUGGGGUGUUUGCACAAAGCAAGCCAGAUUCUGCUGAACCAGUGAAUAGCUCUGCUGUCUGUGCAUUCCCUAUCAAGUAUGUUAAUGAAUUCUUCAACAAGAUCGUCAACAAAAACAAUGUGAGAUGUCUCCAGCACUUUUAUGGACCCAACCAUGAACACUGCUUUAAUCGGACACUUUUGAGAAAUUCAUCAGGCUGUGAAGUGCACAGUGAUGAGUAUCGAACGGAGUUUACCACAGCUUUGCAGCGUGUUGACUUAUUCAUGGGCCAGUUCAACCAAGUCCUCUUAACAUCUAUAACCACCUUCAUUAAAGGAGACCUCACCAUCGCUAAUCUUGGGACAUCAGAGGGUCGCUUUAUGCAGGUUGUAGUUUCUCGAUCAGGAUCAUCAACCCCUCAUGUGAACUUUCGCCUGGAUUCCCAACCUGUGUCUCCAGAAGCAAUUGUGGAGCACCCAUUAAACCAAAAUGGCUACACACUGGUUGUCACUGGGAAGAAGAUCACCAAGAUCCCGCUGAAUGGCCUGGGCUGUGAACACUUCCGGUCCUGCAGUCAGUGCCUCUCUGCCCCUCCCUUUGUACAGUGUGGCUGGUGCCAGGACAAAUGUGUGCGAUUGGAGAAGUGCCCCAGUGGAGCAUGGACUCAAGAUAUCUGUCAUCCUACAAUCUAUGAGGUUUUCCCAACUAGUGCCCCUCUGGAAGGAGGGACAACAUUGACCAUAUGUGGCUGGGACUUCGGAUUCAGGAGGAAUAGUAAAUUCGAUUUAAAGAAAACCAGAAUUCUUCUUGGAAAUGAGAGCUGCACCUUGACCUUAAGUGAGAGUACAACAAAUAUGUUAAAAUGCACAGUUGCUCCUGCAGUGAAUGAGCAUUUCAAUAUUUCCAUAAUUAUUUCCAGUGAUCGAGGGACAGCACGAUAUAGUACAUUUUCUUAUGUGGAUCCUAUAAUAACAAGUAUUUCUCCAAGUUAUGGUCCUAAGACUGGUGGCACUUUACUUACUUUAACUGGAAAGUACCUAAAUACUGGGAACUCAAGACACAUUUCAAUUGGUGGAAAAACCUGUGCUUUAAAAAGUGUUUCAGAUAGUAUUCUUGAAUGUUAUACCCCAGCCCAAACCACUCCAACUGAGUUUUCUAUUAAGUUGAAAAUUGACUUAGCCAACCGAGAGAUGGACAGCUUCAGUUACCAGGAAGACCCUAUUGUCUAUGAAAUUCAUCCAACCAAAUCUUUUAUUAGUGGUGGGAGCACAAUAACAGGCGUUGGAAAAAACCUGAAUUCAGUUAGUGUCCUAAGGAUGAUAAUAAAUGUGCAUGAAGCAGGAAGGAACUUUACAGUGGCAUGUCAACAUCGCUCUAACUCAGAGAUAAUCUGCUGUACAACUCCUUCACUACAGCAGCUGAAUCUACAACUCCCCCUGAAAACUAAAGCCUUUUUCCUGUUAGAUGGGAUCCAUUCCAAAUACUUCGAUCUCAUUUAUGUACAUAAUCCUGUGUUUAAGCCUUUUGAAAAGCCAGUGAUGGUCUCAAUAGGCAAUGAAAAUGUACUGGAAAUUAAGGGAAAUGACAUUGACCCUGAAGCAGUUAAAGGUGAAGUGUUAAAAGUUGGAAAUAAGAGCUGUGAGAAUAUAUACUCACAUUCUGAAGCUAUUUUAUGUACAGUCCCCAAUGACCUGCUGAAAUUGAACAGUGAGCUAAAUAUAGAGGUGGGAUUCCUGCAUUCCUCUCACGAUUGGAAACAAGCUGUUUCUUCAACUGUCCUUGGAAAAGUAAUAGUUCAACCAGAUCAGAAUUUCACAGGAUUGAUUGUUGGUGUUGUCACAAUAUCUGUAAUACUCUUCUUAUUACUUGGGCUUUUCCUGUGGCUGAAAAGGCGAAAGCAAAUUAAAGAUCUGGACAGUGAAUUAGUUCGCUAUGAUGCAAGAGUACACACUCCUCAUUUGGAUAGGCUUGUAAGUGCCCGAAGUGUAAGCCCAACUACAGAAAUGGUUUCAAAUGAAUCUGUAGACUACCGAGCUACUUUUCCAGAAGAGCAGUUUCCUAACUCAUCUCAGAAUGGGUCAUGCAGACAAAUGCAGUAUCCUCUGAUGGACCUGUCCCCAAUCCUGACUGGUGGGGACUCUGAUAUAUCCAGUCCAUUACUGCAAAAUACCGUCCACAUUGACCUCAGUGCUCUAAAUCCAGAGCUGGUUCAGGCAGUCCAGCACGUAGUGAUUGGGCCUAGUAGCCUGAUUGUGCAUUUCAAUGAAGUCAUAGGAAGAGGUCAUUUCGGGUGCGUAUAUCAUGGGACUUUAUUGGACAAUGAUGACAAGAAAAUUCACUGUGCUGUGAAAUCCUUGAAUAGGAUCACUGACCUAGGAGAAGUUUCCCAAUUUCUGACUGAGGGAAUCAUCAUGAAAGAUUUUAGUCAUCCCAAUGUUUUGUCACUCUUGGGAAUCUGCCUUCGAAGUGAGGGGUCUCCACUGGUGGUCCUACCGUACAUGAAACAUGGAGAUCUUCGAAACUUCAUUAGAAAUGAGACUCAUAACCCAACUGUGAAAGAUCUUAUUGGCUUUGGUCUUCAAGUGGCCAAAGGCAUGAAAUAUCUUGCAAGCAAAAAGUUUGUUCACAGAGACUUGGCAGCAAGAAACUGUAUGCUGGAUGAAACAUUCACUGUCAAGGUUGCUGAUUUUGGUCUUGCCAGAGACAUGUAUGAUAAAGAAUACUACAGUGUACACAACAAAACAGGAGCAAAACUGCCAGUGAAGUGGAUGGCUUUAGAAAGUCUACAAACUCAGAAGUUUACCACCAAGUCAGAUGUGUGGUCCUUCGGUGUACUCCUGUGGGAGCUGAUGACAAGAGGAGCACCACCUUAUCCUGACAUCAACACCUUUGAUAUAACAGUUUACUUGUUGCAAGGCAGAAGGCUCUUACAACCUGAAUACUGCCCAGAUCCCUUAUAUGAAGUGAUGCUAAAAUGCUGGCACCCAAGAGCUGAACUUCGCCCAUCCUUUUCUGAACUGGUUUCCAGGAUAUCAACAAUAUUCUCUACUUUCAUUGGGGAGCACUAUGUCCAUGUGAAUGCUACUUAUGUGAAUGUCAAAUGUGUCUCUCCAUACCCUUCUCUGUUGUCAUCACAAGGUAAAGUUGAUGGUGAGGGAGACACAUGAUGGUUGGACACAACAUCGGUCCCCCUCUGAUAAACAUCAUAGAACUAUCCAAACAACAGUCCACACCAGGUCCAAUAUUUUUUCACUGCCUGGCUUUUGAAAGGCCACCAAAUAUAUUUUUAUUUUGCCAAAAUUUCACUAUUAUAGGACCUUAUAUUGUUAUUUAAAAUGACUGGAUUCUAAGGAAUUUCUCAUCUGACAAAGCAUCAGGGCCAGAAGCUUGGUUCCAAAGUCAGUGACCAGUGGCAACCCUGCAGCUCUGAUGUUGCUCCUGUUGUAUUCAGGUCAAAACCUGAAUUCUGGAUUGAAAUUUUAAAAACCAGGAUCCUACCUGAUUUCGUAUGGGGAACUGAGGCCAUGAGUUUUGAGGCCUUCUAGAUCAUGGAAAAUUCAGAAGUGGUAAUAUCCAGGCAGCCCUGGGACCAGGCCACUCAUUUAAAGAGCUUUCAUGUGUUAUAUGGUCAUGAACAUAUUUCAUUGCUGAUGUUGUUAUUUGCCUACUAGGCAAACAUUCCCUUCUAAAUUUUUGCAUACACAUUCCUUUUAUUGGAGAAACAUUCGUAGGCAAUGCAGUUAAUGUUUCAAAUCAGCAGGACACAAAAUGUGUUUAUAAUUUAAUAGGGAUAUUUAUGUAUUGUACAUAGAUGACAUUAAGGUUUUCAUAAAAUAGUUUAGUCACAAGAAAAUAUUUCUCAUUUAAAAAUCAACUGUUCAAAAAUGACACUGUUCUGAUCUAAUGAAUGUGGACAUUUAGAUGUUUUGUCUGUAUUUUUUUAAAUGCUGACUGAAAAUAAAACAAGUACUUUGUGAUAAUUAGUGUUUUUAAAGGUAAUUUAGCAUGUUUUAAAAAGCAAAAUACGUCUGACUAAAAGGUUCAUUGGCUCCAGUGGGCUCACAUGUAGGGCAAAAACAUGAUCAAUAAACUGGAAAUGUUAGCCUUUUUCUCAAGUGGCAGCUUCCUAACCCACAAACAUGUAGAGACAAUAAAAACUUGAGGAAGUCCAGUUUUUGCAUUAGGACAUGUUAUGUAUUAAGCAAAAAGUACUUUAGGGGAAAAAAAAGCAAUUGAAAGUUCUGGCCAUUUCACCUAGAUGAACAGUUACUCUAGGUAGGACUUUUGUGAUGACUUGUUUUGUGAGAUUUUGUGCUUACUACUGUAUAGUGCAUGUGGCACAGGAUACUCUAACUGGUUUUGUUUAUAUAAACAUUUAAAUUUUCUAUUUUUAUAAAAAUGUUUAUUUUAAUGAUAUAAGAAAAUUUUGUUAAGCCACAAAAAUACUAAACUGUGAACAUUUAAGAAAACAUAUGUUAGACUUGGGUUAAUAAGGGCAUGGUUUUAAAUGGAUAUAAACAAUGAUAAGGGAACAUGCUGAUUGCCAGUACACCCCACUCUUAUUACAUCACCAGUACUUGAAGCCAAGGGUUAACACAGCAAGCUGUAAAGAGGGUGUGUUACACCAAAACACAGUAACUGAGUUGUGGCAAAAGAGUGACUACAACCCAAACCCCCUUGAUAAUAGCAGAACUUAUGAGAAGACACAAGAAAGUGUACUGCAGAGAUAUGAUAAUUCAAAUAUUACUAUUUCAGAAGUGUAAAGGGUAAUACUAAUUCACAGAAUAUUGUAAAUGGUGAAUGACAAAAAAUAAAUCUGCACUGCAGAAAGAAAUAUUUCUGCCAAUGUCAAGAGAAUGAAUGCAUCAAAAACAGAAAGAACUUAUGGAAACAACCCAUCAACAAGUCUUCAUACACCUGUGUAUAUUCUUGAGCAAGUAGAAAUGUGAAAAUCAUGUUUGCUAUCUGUAAACAUGUCCUUAGGUUAAUGUGUCUAGACAGACUGUGGAAGUAAGAGAUUCUUCUAAGAAUUAGAUACUUGUCACUGCCUAUACCUGCAGUUGAGCUGAAUGGUACUUUGUAUGUUAAUAGUUAUUGUUCUGAUUAAAUCAUACAAUUAAAAAUAAAGUGAUAUAUCAUCUUAUAUAUAAAC
Molecule: messenger RNA, 6987 nt
Organism: Artibeus jamaicensis (Jamaican fruit-eating bat)
Lineage: Eukaryota; Metazoa; Chordata; Mammalia; Chiroptera; Phyllostomidae
Gene: MET
Product: MET proto-oncogene, receptor tyrosine kinase
Exons: 21
Coding region: 827-5002 (1391 amino acids)
Biological process (GO): cell migration; semaphorin-plexin signaling pathway involved in axon guidance; positive regulation of kinase activity
Cellular component (GO): semaphorin receptor complex; membrane
Molecular function (GO): protein binding; ATP binding; transmembrane receptor protein tyrosine kinase activity
Source: RefSeq, a predicted model, not a curated record